Corythoichthys intestinalis (scribbled pipefish) is the source of this 5060-nucleotide messenger RNA. RefSeq names its product tripartite motif containing 65 (gene trim65). The transcript has 8 exons. The coding region runs from base 336 to 1868 and encodes 510 amino acids. The record is from RefSeq and is a predicted model, not a curated record. Gene Ontology annotation, molecular function: protein binding. Lineage: Eukaryota; Metazoa; Chordata; Actinopteri; Syngnathiformes; Syngnathidae.
GUAACAUGUUGUCGUCACUAGGGAAGGGUCAGCUGACGCUGUCAUCGGUUUGGAUGCUUCGUCAGUGUUGGUAAUCAUUUAUGUCAUUUGUUUAUGUUAAAACACUUCAGAGUGAAUGAUAAUAUCCGCUUUUUACCGUCUGUUACUAUAAUUUUGUGGUUCUGAAUGGUUAAUGCUAACGUUAGCUUCCCAUUCCACUUGGGUAGGUUAAUGUGGGUUUAGUCAACUGCGCGUUUCUAUUGCUGCUUUGUUGUCGAAUCAUCAGAGAACUUGAGCUAUUUCGGAAGUGGGGGCUAGUAAUUUUAGGGUAAUUUGCUAACACAUGCAGUACAGACAUGGAUUCUCGCGACUCAGACCUAAUCUGUUCCAUAUGUCUUGAUACCUUUCAUAUUCCUGUCACCAUCCCCUGUGGACACUCGUAUUGUCAGAAGUGCAUCACUUCCCAUUGGGACAUAACAUGCAAAUCUGACAUUGGACCUUGCUGUCCCUUCUGCAAUACCAAGUUUGCCAGCAGGCCCAUUCUCAACCGUAAUGUGUCCUUAUCGCGCCUGACUGAAGCUGCGAUCAGCAACACCGGGGCAUCCCGCAAGGACUGCGGGGGUGAGGAAGGUGGACCCAUCCUUUGCGAGCACCAUCACAAACCUCUUGUUUAUUAUUGCAAGAGGGAUAAAAUGUCAGUGUGCUACGAAUGUGCCAUCUUGGACUGCAAGAACCAUGAAAAGGACCUGCUGGAGACGGAAAAGAAGAACCAAAAGUUAUUACUGGAAAACAAGAAUGAGGAAGUUACGAAACUCAUUGAAGAAACCAAGCAAAGUAUUAACAAGCUAACUGAAAAUAUCACCCAAGCUAAGGAGACUAUGCAGCAGACGUCCACUCGGGUCACAGCCAAGUUUUCCAACUUGAUUAAAAUAUUGGCCGAGCGGCAGGAGGCCACGGAGCGCUUCAUGGAACAGGAGAAAGAAGCGGCUGUCGCUGAGGCGACGGCCCGCCUCGCUGACCUGGAAGACAACGCACGCAAACUGAAAGCCAGCCAGGCUAGGAUAGCCACCCUCCACAACCUCUCCGAUGCAGAGCUAAUCAAGGAAUCCAUGCUUGUGGAGGUUCCACGCCUCAAGAAAAUUCCCUCCGACGUCACCCCCCACCUGCAGGAUCGGCUAAACGCCAUCACGGAAGUCAUGACCCGGAUCUCCAAGCUGGUGGUCGAGGACCUUGAAAGAGCCGUCUGCACCGUUUUGGGCCAGGACUCGGAAGGUUCUCCUCAGGAGAAGAGGCCCAUUCUGGCCGUGGUUCCCAGUCCUGCUGCUCCGUGUCACCCUGAUGGGAGGGAGGGCAUCAGUGCUUACAGAUGCUGUCUGACAUUUGACCCCAACAGCGCCAACGGCAAUCUGGUUUUGUCCCGAGAGAACCAGAGAGCGGAGCACCUGACUUCGGGGUUGCUUCCCGUAGCCGAUCACGAAUCCCGCUUUGAUUACACCUGGCAGGUGUUGUGCAGCCAGGGCUUCCAACAAGGCCAACACUACUGGGAGCUGGAGGUGUCCAAACCAUGGGCUUACCUAGGGGUCACCUACGCCGGCAUCCCCAGGAAAGAAAAGGGCCGAAGGUGCAUUCUAGGUAUGAACGAACUGUCGUGGAGCCUGCAGUUGGACGAGAAGCAGCUCAACGCCUGGCACAACGGCCGCAAGGAGACCCUGGCCGGAUCUUCGCGGCACGGCCGCAUCGGCGUGCUGCUGGACUACGAGGCGGGGACGCUCACCUUUUACGGAGACGGACACGUCCGGCUGCACGCCUUCCACUGUGCCUUCGCCCAGGAGCUUUUCCCCGCUUGCUGGAUAGGAGAGGGUGUCAGCAUCACGCUCUGCUCCUCGUGAAUUGCACUGUUUUUCUUGUCCUUGAAACUGACCGAUUUGUUUCUCUUCUCACAUAAUGACAUUACAAUGAAGAAAAAAUACGGGAAUAAGUUCAGCUCCUUUUGUGGAAUUAGUCCAAAAUGCUCUAGACUACACUUUCGAAUUCUAAUGAAAGGUGAAGUCUUUCAAAACUGUUGACUGUUCAGUUAUAAAACAGGCCUUUUAUUGUGUGUUGAGGGGAAUCCCCCCAUGGCCGUAACGUAAUAAAUCAUCUUCUUGAACUGCUUAUCCUCAUGGGGGUGCUGGAGCCUAUCGCAGCAAACUAUAGGCAGGAGGAAGGGUACAUUCUGAACUGGUUGCCAGCGAGUUGCAGGGCACGUACAGGCAAAUAACCAUUCACGACAAUCUACGGACAAUUUGGAGUGGUUAUUCUAGAGGUCGAUUUUCACGCCGAUACCGAUAUUAAAAAAAAAAACAUUUCAGCCAAUUGCCGAUGUUGGAGUAACGGAAAUGUUUACAGCACACGCACAAACGUAGCACAAAUGAUUGACACAGUUUUUAGCCAUUUUUAAUCAUAAUGGGGGCUAGUUGACCUCAGAUUGAACUAUAAAAGAAUCGUUAAUAUCUCAAAAACGAUAGCAGCAGAAAAAUUUUUUACAGCAUAACCCUAGCACAUGAUGAUAUACAGUGCUGGCCAAAAGUAUUGGCAGCCCUGCAAUUCUGUCAGAUAAUCCACAAUUUCCCCCAGAAAAUGAUUGCAAUUACAAAUGCUUUGGUAGUAAUAUCUUCAUUUAUUUUGCUUGCAAUGAAAAACACAAACGAGAAUGGGGGAAAAAAAUAUCAUUUUACACAAAACUCCAAAAACGGGCCAGAUGCUUCUGUAAUUUGUGUAAUUAACAGCACCUGUUAAUUACGGUACCUGUGGCACAUAACAGGUGGUGGCAAUAACUAAAUCACACUUGCAGCCAGUUAAAGUGGAUUAAAUUUGACUCAAUCUGUGUCCUUGUGUGUACAACAUUGAGCAUGAAGAAAAGACCAAAAGACUGUCUGAGGACUUGAGAAGCAAAAUUGUGAGGAAGCACGGGAAGUCCAGCUCCAAAGACCUGAAUGUUCCUGUCUCUACCGUGCGCAGUGUCAUCAAUAAGUGUCUAGCCCACGGUGUUGUGGCUAACCUCCCUAGAUGUGGACGGAAUAGAAAAAUUGACAAGAGAUUUCAACGAAAGAUUGUGCAGAUGGUGGAUAAAGAACCUCAACUAACAUCCAAACAAGUUCAAGCUGUCCUGCAGUCUGAGGGUACAACAGUGUCAACCCGUACUAUCUGCCGGCGUCUGAAUGAAAAGGGACUGAUACCCAGGAAGACCCCACUUCUGACCCAGAGACAUAAAACAAGGCCAGGCUGGAGUUUGCCAAAACUUACCUGAAAAAGCCAAAAACGUUUUGGAAGAAUGUCCUCUGGUCAGAUGAGGCAAAAGUAGAGGUUUUUCGUAAAAGGCAUCAACGUAGAGCUUACGGGGGGCAGGAAACAAGGCCUUCAAAGAAAAGAACACGGUUUUUGGGGUUGCUUUGCUACUGGUGGCAUUGGACUGCUUGACUGUGUGCAUGACAUUAUGAAGUCUGAAGACCACCAACAAAUUUUGCAUGGCCCAUUGUGAGAAAGCUGGGCCUCCCGCAGAGGUCAUGGGUCUUCCAGCAGGACAAUGAGCCAAAACACUUCAAAAAGCACUGGAAAAUGGUUUGAGAGAAAGCACUGGAGACUUCUACAGUGGCCAGACCAGAAUCCCAUAGAACACCUGUGGAGAGAUAUGAAAAUGGCACCCUUCAAAUCUCAGAGACCUGGAGCAGUUGGCCAAAGAAGAAUGGUCUAAAAUUCCAGUGGAGCAUUGUAAGAAACUCAUUGAUGGAUACCGGAAGCGGUUGUGGUACCAAGUAUUAGGCUGAGGGUGCCGAUACUUUUGUCUGGCUCAUUUUUGGAGUUUUGAACAUAAUGAUGAUUUUUUUUCCCCAUUCUCUUUUGUGUUUCUUUCAUUACAAGCUAAAUAAAUGAAGAUAUUAUUACCAAAGCAUUUGUUAUUGCAAUCAUUUUCUGGGAGAAAUUGAGCAUUAUCUGACAGAAUUGCAUGGGCGCCAAUACUUCUGGCCAGCAGUGUACAGGCAAAUAACCAUUCAUGCACAUCUAUGGAGAAUUUAGAGUGUUCAAUCUAGAGGUCGAUUUUCAAUUGGCGAUAUCUAAAAUAAUUUUCAGCCGAUUGCCGAUAUUUAAAGCCCAUUCUGUAAGUUGAUACAGCACAAACAAUUGACAGUUUCUACCCAUUUUCAUCAAAAUGAGGGGGGCUGUUUGACCUCAGAUUGACCUAUCAAAGAAUUAACAUCUCAAAAACGACAGCAGCAGAAAUGAACAUUUUUACAGCGCAAACGAAUGAAUUUUUAUAUUAAUUUGCAGGUCAUUAAUUCAACAACCAUGUAAAGUCAUGGUGCUACCUUCCAAGUGACACCGUGACUUUACAUAGUUGGUGAAAUAAUGACCUGCGUUAGUGUUUUGUGAAUAAAGGCGUAUAAAAAGCGAGCCUGACUGGAUCCCCCAACCCUUGGCUUACAUCUUAGUUUGCGAUGGCAAAAAGUAUGUACGGCUCCCGGUGUUGUCUUUUCCGUGUAAACCAAGUUGAAAUGGCUCUUUGGGUGUUAAAGGUCGCCGACCCCUGGCCUAAACUGAAGCAUGACAAUCCAUUAAGACCAGUGUGUAAAUAUCCAUACAUCAUGUGACAUGAAAUAAACACACAUUUACACAUGCAACAAGACCCAUUUAAUAAAGGUAUUAGUUGCAUUUAGCGGUUCAUUAUUAUAAAGCUUUAUCGUACUGUCAAGCCCAAGAUCUGGCUAGGUUCCACAUACAAUACAUAGAUUAAAUAUUAAAGCAGGAAGUGCACGCGAUUGCCAACACAAGAUUUGAAAUCCAAACAGAGAUUAUGAUCAAGAUAAUGUUACCAAUGCAGUCUUGUGUUUUGUAAACGGUCUAAAAUGGUGACAGCUCCACUUUUGAUUAAAAUAAUCCAUCCUGUGAUUGACUGAUUUUAAUCCUGGAUCAGAGACUCACUGCCAGAUUGACUCAUCUAUGCAGUCUUCAUCCUACGCCAUUUGUCGGCGUUCCCUUGAAAUGUCUGACAAUCUUCAUAUAAUUUCCAAAAUAUGUACAGUUAAAUGGUAUAAAAAUAAACA